This is a messenger RNA of Lingula anatina, 1790 nucleotides long. RefSeq names its product alkylglycerol monooxygenase. Gene Ontology annotation, molecular function: iron ion binding; glyceryl-ether monooxygenase activity. Gene Ontology annotation, cellular component: endoplasmic reticulum. Gene Ontology annotation, biological process: lipid biosynthetic process. The record is from RefSeq and is a predicted model, not a curated record. NCBI's taxonomy places the organism in Eukaryota, Metazoa, Brachiopoda, Lingulata, Lingulida, Lingulidae.
GCAAUUUGUUCUUACAGAUGAUAAAAUCCUUAGGGCCCCUCGAGUGGAUAUUGAACACCCCAAGUCACCACAGAGUUCACCAUGGCAGGAAUCCAUACUGUAUAGACAAAAACUACGCUGGGACUCUAAUAAUUUGGGACCGUCUGUUCGGAACCUUCCAGGCUGAGAAUGAGGAGGUGGUGUACGGACUCACACACCCAAUCAACACAUUUAACCCUAUAGAAGCACAGUUUGGUUAUGUGAAAUAUUUGUGGAGCAGAUUAUGGCAAUUUGACAAUCUAAGUGACAAGGUCUCAUCCCUAGUUAAAGGACCAGGUUGGGCACCUGGUAAACCUAGGCUUGGGAACAUAGAAGACAUUCCAAAAGUAAAGGCACCUGUAACGAAGUAUGACAGUGGGCUGCCUUUGUCAUUGAGUUUAUUUGUGCUGAGUCAUUAUUUGCUGGUUUUGAUUGGUUACCAGGAACUGGUAGCUAGGAAAAGUGGAUUAAGUCAACUAAAUGUUGCAUGUUUCAUUGCUUACAUUGUGCUGUCUCUGACAUGUUUUGGAGCACUUUUUGAUAACAGAUUUUAUGCGCCAUUCCUGGAAUGUUUUCGCUGUGUGCUGUUUGUUGCUUUUGAUCUUUACCUCACAAGGGGCAGGUUAGAGGAGCGUCCAGUCUGGCAGCACUUGAUCCAGUGGUAUUUUCUGUUUUCUGCAUGUCUCUGGGGUCUGCAGGCUGUAAGGAUGCUCAUGAGUCCAAAGAAUGAAAAAGAACAGCAAAAACAGAGUUGAAAUAGUAGUGUUUCAUGGUCUUGUACCCAGUAUGCUUUAUUUUAAAACAUGUCAAUCUGACUCAUUUUUCAAACCUGUUGUACUGGUAAAUAGGUAUAAUUAAAGUCAGGAUAAGAAAAAAUAAGUGUAAAUUGAAUUAAAUUAGCAUCCAGACAAAGUUUGAUUUACACUGAAUAAAAAGAUGCACUGGCUAUGAUAUAUGACACAUGAUAUAAUUUAUUGACUGCAGCCAGAGUUAUGUCACAAAGAUGUUGUAUAUUAAUAUGAAUUACAUAUACUCUGCUGAAAUUUACUAAGUAUUACUGUCAUGUAUAAUGUACCUAGCAUAACAGCGCUCAUGAUUUCUCAAGUGACUGGUGAUAAUUGUCAUAUUCUAAGAAUCAUCAAGUAGAGUGCCAAAUUUACAGAAUAUUGUCAUUUCCUUUGAUAGUUUUUACUUUGGUGUUUAAUCACAUUCAUAUGGGAUUAUUAGAUAACAGAUGAUAGAUGCAGUGUUUCCAAUCACAUAUAAUUGAUAUCAUUACUGUUGGUUAUUCUCUUUGAGGUUUUCAUAUAGAAGAAAUGUCUUACUCAGUUAUCAAUAUAAAUUUUUAGUGGUUUAGUUGGUCUUUCUUAAUUUAAUUAAUUUUUUUACCACUGAUAAAGAAGUUAAUGGUUGUGUCCUUGUGUGCUAUAUGGUACACAGGCCUGUAGCCAGUAAUUUUAUUAUUUUGAAAAAGUGGAGCUUUUACUUAUUGCUAUCAACUUUUACUUAUUUCCCCCCCCCCCUCUCCCCCUUGGCUACGGGCCUGGAAUUACAUGCUUGAUCAAGAAUUCUAAAUUGUUGGGGUUGUUAUAUUUACAUCAGGUGCCAUUAUGAGCAUAAACAUCAUAAAAAUUAUAUAUCCACCAGUUUUUAGUACGACAAAUUUCAUGUUUAAACAUUGGAGCACAAUUGCUUGUCAUUGCUCACAAUUGUAUUAAAAUAUGUUUAUUUUUGUAAAAUCAGUGAUAAAAUGUGUAAAUUUAUAUUUCUAA